GUCAAUGUUUUUGUUUUUACUGGUCGUCUUCUUAAGCUUGGCCUUUCAGUUUCUUAGUUAGAGGCAGAACUAUUUUAAUUAUCAUACUACUUGUGAAGUCUCUUUUAAACCUUUUAAAAACAAGAUAACCGCCUUAAUACCCUAUUGUUAUCUUGAUGAAAAUGACAAAGAAAGAAUACUUAAAGCUACCUUCAAAGUCCAGUUUGGGGCCAUCAAACAAUUACCCUUUUCAUACAUCCAGGAAAGUUAAUACGGCGACCGGUAAAUUUGUAAAGUUACCUAGCCAAAGUCAUCUUAGUACCGAAAAACGAAAUUUUAUACUUGGAAGAGUUGUUGUCUUCGCCACUGCGAAAUCCUACCAUAAAACGUUAUUAAAACAAUAUCUGGAAACCUUUUCAACCCCCUGUUACUUCCAGGACGCUUUAUACGUUCAGCUUCCUACAAUAAUAGCUAGCGAAUUUAUUCCUGAAGUUUUUUAUUUUGACUAUGGAGUGAUGGUUUGCUGGGGCACCACCGAAGACGACGAAAAAUUGCUCUACAAUUAGGCUAUGAGAAUGGUAGAACCCUACGAAGUCGACAAAGCUGAGCCGGGUUGUGUAGAGAGCGAUGAGUAUGAGUUUGAGUCGAUAUUAAGGUAUGCGAUCUUAUUGAAUCUUGACUGAAGGAAAAUCUGUGUUAAAAAAAAGCAAUUUAAGCACGGCCUUUUUUGCUAGUAAAUUUCUAUAAGAACAACUUCAAUCUGGUUCUUAAAACGAGUAGGACGGAAGAUAAGGAGCAUAAAAAACUUAACAUAUAAAAAUUAAAAAUAAUUUUAAGAAUUUUGGUAUAUUUGUACUUCUCUCGUUUACUUUCUUUACGCCUGCGCCUGGCCAGCCCCAAGUAAGGGUCUCUAUAUCUGUUUUACUAUUAGUCGUAUUCAUUAAAGUAGAUUUAAUAAGUCGAUCUGAGCAUCUUUUUUUUCGGGCAUAUUGCACUUUUUUUACGAAUCCUUUCACGCUGACUACUUUUAGUCGGCACCGAAAAAUUUCAAAGCUAUUUUAGGAGCCUUUUUUAGAAAAUUCAACUCCUUUCGAAGUUUUAAGAUAUAAGGAUGCGCCUGUCUAUAUCCUACGCGCUCUCGCAAAGUUGCAAACUUUCUGUGUUUGAAGAGAUGAUUGACCGGACUAUUGAUAAAUACCAGCUAGUCCCUCACACUUUAGCCACCACCGGAAAAGUUCAGAUGACGAGGCAGGAGAUUGCUAAGGUGAUAGGACAAUUGUUCUUGCAAACAAGCUUAGUGAACCUGGUUUCUAACGUUCUGGAUACCCCCGAUUUCUUCUGUUGUGAACAUUCUGUAUGCAGGGAAGAGCCCGACCACCUUGAGCGGCUGUACCUGGCCAUUCGAGGGUAUCUGGAAAUAUCGCGGCGCUGCGAAGUUUUGAACAGGAGGCUGCAGGUGGUCUCGGAGAUGAUGGGCAUCCUCAAGGACGAGCAGAACCAACUGCACGGGGAAAAACUCGAAUGGAUCGUCAUAUGGCUGAUCGUGGCUGAGCUAAUAGUAGGCAUUGUCGGCAUUGUGGUGACCCUCUACCUCACGCCAGCAGCCCCGCGCUCUCAGGAACGUGAUGAAGUGGGUGUAUGGCUUAUUUUCUAAGAGUAACAGCUAACAAUAAAAGCACAGCCGUGGAGAAAACUAUUGAACCCUUUAUUUUUGGGCUCCUUAAAAGUUUAUCCUUGCAAAGGGGUACCCUUACCUUUUUGGAAAGGCAGAGCCGGAUUAUACCAACAGCAAAAGCGGGGGCCUUACAGGGAAGAACUAUUGAUAGCGUUAAAUCGUCACGAAAUCAACUCGCAUAACUCGAAAAACCAGUCUUCCUUCUUCCUCUUGUUCUUAGCUUUUCUGCUGGUGUGG
Zophobas morio is the source of this 1891-nucleotide messenger RNA. RefSeq lists its product as uncharacterized. The transcript is spliced from 11 exons. NCBI's taxonomy places the organism in Eukaryota, Metazoa, Arthropoda, Insecta, Coleoptera, Tenebrionidae. The coding region runs from base 1091 to 1633 and encodes 180 amino acids. The record is from RefSeq and is a predicted model, not a curated record.